Molecule: messenger RNA, 1566 nt
Organism: Pisolithus orientalis
Lineage: Eukaryota; Fungi; Basidiomycota; Agaricomycetes; Boletales; Pisolithaceae
Exons: 6
Coding region: 198-1289 (363 amino acids)
Source: RefSeq, a predicted model, not a curated record
CCUGGUAAUACGUCUCCAGGCGUCUUCCCUGCUGCUACAUCUGCUCCACAACUAGUGGUCGACGCUGUCGACAUCGUUGACCUGGUCUAUUGCAUACAGUCAUCCUACAAGGGUCGUCAAUACUCCAUAUUCUAGCGUAUUUGCAGCGCACGUUCUUGUCAACUCGGAGGCUCCCAGUCGUAUCACAGCUUGCAGUAAUGCCCUUUCGUCUCCCUUUCUCUCAGGGUUCAUCUGCUCGCCGUGAACGUACGCCGAGGAGCGGUGGAAGCUGGUGGCGCAGGUCUCGAUCUUCAGCUGCCGGAACGCCGGCGGAUGACCAUGAAUCCGUGCCUCCAUCAUCUGGGCAGUCGCUGCCGCGCAUUCAUGCUCCAGUGACAACGUCCUCGCCGUCGUCUUCUUAUUCUACACCCCACUCACAUGCUGACUCGCUACAGGAGCUGACUUCCAAUGCCACUUCUUCACAACCUGCCUGUAAUGGUGACGAUGGAAGUACUGGUGGGGCACCUCGUGGCGGGGGGCAACAUCACUAUCAUGGGCGUAUCCAUUCUAUCGACGAGGACGACACCCUGGAAAGUGAUGGGUUCCCUAACCCCUUCAAUGUCCCUGGCCCUCUCUCGUCUGCACCAGGCAAUCGCUCCCUCUCCGGACCUCUUACACAGCAGCCGGAUCUGUCAUCGCAAGCAAGCACUCCGCAAGAUUGGUUCCUUUCAGGACAAACGCAGCAAUCUCCCCAGCCACGCACGUGGCAAAACCGCGCCUUUGACGCCUUCAGAAACUUGACUCGUGCCAGGCAGAGCGGUAUCGCAUCGGCGAGUGCCGUAACAGGAGAGACGCUCGCCUCUCAGACUCUUCUCAUCUAUGUGAUCGGCGGGUUUUCUUCGGACGAUCAUCAUGUAAUCAUGGGUGGCAACUUGGACUCAUUCGAAGCGUUAUGGGAGCUAGCAGAGUUCCUAGGUCAAGUAAAGCCACCCACAGCUUCUAGAGAGGACAUCGAGAGGUCUGGGUUGGAAGUGAUCCAAUCCUCAUCCUUGGAAGAAUACGAAAAGACAGGGCGCAUUGCCAAUAAUUGUAUCGAAAGGUGCCUGAUAUGUCUGGAGGACUACACUCCCGAAGAACACAUUCGUGUGUUGACUUGUAAACAUGCGUUUCACCAAGCUUGUGUAGAUAGGUGGCUCGAGACUGGCAGGAACAAUUGUCCCGCGUGCCGUUCCAAGGGCGUCGAGAACACGAGCAGUGGGUCAUCCACAACUGCGGAUACCUCCACCUCAACUUCGAGAUCGACUUCGUAAUAGUUCAAGUUCAGAGCAUUGCGAGUGAGCUGAAUCAUCCACUCAUCCCAUUCUUUUCUGUAUACUCCACAUUCCUACGUAUCGUGUCUCUCAUUUUUCCGUGUAGCCAUUGUCUUGUCAUUCCCUAUCAUUCCCUGUUAUCGAAGCCUCAUAUUAUAUAUUUACUCAUUAGUGGCUUCGACGCAAUUUCGGAAAAAGCAAAUAGAAAAAGUAGAAAAAAGAAAAUCUCAAGUUAACCACUGGUCAAUCUGGAACCCAUAUCUCGUCAGCCCUCCUC